AUGGCUAGUGGAUUUUGGGUCGUCGAAAUGACCGAACGAGCAAAACUGAUCUCAGCGUUUGUCACACCGUUUGGCUUGUUCGAGUGGCUGCGAAUGCCUUUUGGGCUUAUGAACGCGCCCCAGAUCUACCAACGUCUGGUGGACAAUGCGUUGUAUGGAUAUCUCAAGAUCGGCCAAAUAUCAGCUUCUGAUGGCCCGAUCGACGUGUUCAAAGAUGGAGAACCUGAGACAGAUCGACGACCGUCUAUACUGGGACGCCGAUCUUACAUUGACGAUAUUCUCAUACCAGCCACGUCAUGGGGAUCUUUGUACACAAAAGUAGAACGGUUGCUGGAGGCAUGUGAUAAGUGGAAUCUGUCUAUCAGCCUCACGAAGAGCUUUUGGGGGUGCCGUAAGGUCGAUUAUUUGGGACAUCGAGUGUCGAUGGAUGGUCUGGAGGCUCAGCCCAAGAACCUAGAGUCGUUGGUUAACAUCCCGUUUCCUAGCACGCUACGAGCUAUGCAAUCCUUUCUCGGGAGCUUGAACUACUACCGUCGCUUCAUUGAGGAUUUCGCGGUGUAUGCCGCGGUGUUGUAUGAGUUAAGAGAAUCGGAUUUCUUCGAGAUCGGCCGAUCUCAGCUUGCAGCAGGAGACGAAUGCUCCAACGAGGGUCGAUGGACGGAAGCCAAGGUUGCUUUCACUAUGCUAAAAGCUAAGAUAGCUACAGCUCCCAUGCUCAAGCAUUUCGACCCAGAUCGGUCCCCCGUAAUCGUGGUCUACGCUAGCAAGUGGGCUGUCUCAGCGGCCCUGAUACAGGAGUACGAUGGCGUGUACCAUCCGGUGACGUUUACUAGCCGCACUUUAAAGCCUAAUGAGCUUAACUACGGAAUGGUAGAAAAGAAGUGCUGGCGCUACUUCUCUCGAGGGCUCAACGGGAGAUUAGGACGGUGGGCUGCUUUGUUGUCAAAUUGGACUAUGGAGGUGAAGAAAUUUGAAAGAGGAGAGGAAGAAAUCCUGGGCAUGUUAGCAGCGAGUAUCACUCCGAGAGGAGAGGUGGAAGAGAUGCUGAUUGCGAUCUCCCCACGAAAAGACUGUCGACUCAAAAUAUCGAUGCCUCCUCCAACGGUGGAAACAGAUGAGGAGUUGCUGGUGGCCAGUUUCGAUGGAUCGGCUAGGAUAAAAAAGAAAGGAGGGUCGUUCAGUGCCGUGAUAUGGAAGUUACCCGAAUGGACGAUCGUGGCGGCCGAAUCGAGAUAUGUUCACGAUCUGACUGUGAACGAAGCUGAGUAUAAUGGCUUGCUACUGUGCUUUGAGUUACUCGCCGGUCUGGAUAGGGGCGAUUAA
Peronospora matthiolae is the source of this 1323-nucleotide messenger RNA. The record is from the annotation of a GenBank genome assembly. Lineage: Eukaryota; Oomycota; Peronosporomycetes; Peronosporales; Peronosporaceae.